This is a messenger RNA of Oncorhynchus kisutch (coho salmon), 5211 nucleotides long. RefSeq names its product rhotekin a (gene rtkna). Gene Ontology annotation, cellular component: actomyosin contractile ring. Bases 924 to 2891 code for a protein of 655 amino acids. The record is from RefSeq and is a predicted model, not a curated record. The transcript is spliced from 12 exons. Gene Ontology annotation, biological process: actomyosin contractile ring assembly; septin ring organization; signal transduction. NCBI's taxonomy places the organism in Eukaryota, Metazoa, Chordata, Actinopteri, Salmoniformes, Salmonidae.
UUUAUCUAAGUGUGGUAAUGCGCCAUCUGACACGGUUUUAAUAUCACUUGUUAUCAAGUGUCUGAAAAGAACAAAGCUAUCCCCCUCGCCACUUCCUUUUUUUCAGAUGCCCCUUUAAUUGUUUGGUAUUUCGUAUUUGUUUAUUUUAAAGGGAGUGGAGUCUCUUUCUUUCUUUAUUUUCUCCCACUUUGUGUUUAAUGCUCCGUUUCGAGAGGCGCGUUGUACGGGUUAAUUUAGCGCGAGUUCCCCCGGCUCCUGUAGCGAUUAUUGCGCACAGUGGGGUUGCUGUGCUGUUCGUUCCCGCGGAGGCGAUGCCCUUUUGCGGAGAGGUCUUGUCACAGUGGACAGACGGCACCCUCACAAUCAGGACGCAAGGACACAAAGAGAAUAAUUGCAUUAAAAAGGACCAUUCUUUCCGCAACUGCCCAGGAGGGGUGUUGACUGUGGGUGUUUGAGAGGCCCUUUGUUGCUUGAAAAGAAGUAGCCAAGAAUAUGCACUGUGGACUAGCUGUAUGUUUUAUGAACAGUGUUACUGUAUACUGUUAGGGCGCUCGCACACGUCUCUCUACCUCUUUGGUUCGCGGAAAAGUCAGUGCUGUGCAGUUUUAACAGAGAAACUGGUUUGAAUAGUUCGAAAAACAACAAGUUUAUGGCGUAUGCUCUUUGCGCAUUGGAUUUGGAGACCGCUGCGCGCCUCCAGUACUUUAUCUAACAGUACAUUCUCGAAAUUAGUCUUUUCUCUAAAUCUUCAUGUUACUUCAUUUGCCACCAUAAGCGUUCGUAAAAAAAAAAAUCCUUGGGAAUUUGAGUUCUCAGCUCCCUUAAACGCCUCACAUUUGUAACAAAUUCAUUUUAAAAGGGGGGCGUGGAAGUGAAAACCUUCAAUCAUAGGCUACCUCAAUUUGUGGAUAUUUCUUCGAGGGAUGCCAAUGGACAGAUACGCUGACAUGGAGGACAAACUGCGCAUUUUGGAGGACCUGAACAUGAUGUACAUUCGCCAGAUUGCCCUGAGUUUACAGGACAGUAACAUCCAGAAGAAAAUAGACCAUGAGAUCCGGAUGCGUGACGGGGCCUGUAAGCUGCUGGCUGCGUGCUCCCAGAGAGAACAGGCCCUGGAGGCCUCCAAGAGCCUGCUCACCUGCAACACCCGCAUCAUGGCCUACAUGUCGGAGCUGCAGAGGAUGAAGGAGGCCCAGGUCAUGCAGAGGGUUGCACUAAGGUCAUCGGACGCAGGGCCCACGGACGACCGACUACCCUGUAAAGGAAAGGUGGCCAUCUCAGACCUGCGGAUCCCUCUCAUGUGGAAAGACACAGAGUACUUCAAGAACAAAGGAGAGCUGCAUCGGUGUGCAGUGUUCUGUCUGCUCCAGGUGGGGGCGGAGAUCCACGACACAGACAUGGUGAUAGUGGACCGGACACUCACCGACAUCUGCUUUGACAACACCAUAGUGUUCAGCGAGGCCAGCCCGGGAUUUGAGCUGCGCGUGGAGCUGUACAGCUGCUGUUCAGAGGAGGACUACUCCACAGGGAGCACGCCUCGGAAACUAGCCAGCAAACUGAGCAGCUCUCUGGGCCGUUCGGCAGGGAAGAAGCUCCGCGUCGCCAUGGACCCUGGAGCCUGCAGCCCCAUCAGCAACGGAGGAGGAGCCACACUGCUGCUGCCUCUGCCCACAGUGGUGGGACCGAAGUACCAUCUCCUGGCCCACACCACCCUGUCACUGUCACACGUCCAGGACAGCUUCCGCACACAUGACCUCAGCAUCUCGGGCAACGAGGAGUGUUCACACUGGGUGCCUCUCUACGGCAGUGUAUGUUGUCGCCUGGCUGCCCAGCCUCACUGUAUGACCCAACAGAUGAUGAGCGGCUGCUUGAAGGUCAAGUUUGGAGGUGACCCUCAGAGUUGGACAAACGUCUACGGCGUCCUUAAAGGGACAAACCUUUUCUGUUAUCACCGGCAAGAGGAUGUAGAGGCUAACAUAGAGCCAGCUUUUACCAUUUCCAUCAAUAAGAAGACGAGAAUACGGGCGUCGGAGAAGGACCUCCACAAUAAGGCCCAGAGCAUCUGUAUCAGUAACCAUUAUGGAGGAGAGGAGGUGACACACACACUCUCAGCAGACAGUCGUGAAGACACACACCGCUGGAUGGAGGCCUUCUGGCAACAGUUCUAUGACAUGAGCCAAUGGAAGCAGUGCUGUGACGACCUAAUGAAGAUUGAGCUGCCAUCGCCCCGGAAACCAACCCUGGUCACAUCGAAACAGGGUUCUCUUUACCAUGAAAUGGUUAUUGACACCUCUGAUGACAUCAGCACGGUGACGGACAUCCUGGCACGGCGGAUGCAGGAGCUGGAGCUGAGGAGCCAGCUGGGGACCUCUCCUCCCUGGAUGUCCCUGUUCGAGGACUCUCCUGGUUGCCCCCGCACCCACAACCGCCUCCCCCACAGCCCCCUGCGCUGCCCCCGGCCCGGCCUGCUCUCCUCAGAAGCCAGCCUGACCUCGGACAGCGACAGCCCCUGCAGCACCAGCCCUUGCUCCCGCCACAGUGGCUGGGCAGAGCCCCUCUCCCUCUCCUCCCCCUCCUCACACUUCCGCCCCCGCACCCUCUCCCUGGACGCCAAGCUCAGCACCCUCAGGGGCAGGGGGUGUGGAGGGGUGUUACAGUGCUCCUGUCAGCCCCCCUCCUCCUCCUCCCUUGCCCCCAUCCCAGCCCAACGCAUCCCCCAGGCCACCCUGUCCUGCUCCAACUCUACCUCCAGUAACAGCUCCAGUGAGGGCAGCCACAGCCCUGAGUUGUCAGACGGCACCCCUUUCUCACACCCCUCUUCGGCCCGUCAGAGCCUCAGGAACUUGAGGGCUAAACUGGACCCCCGGAAUUGGCUCCAGAGCCAGGUAUAACCCAGCUCAGACCCCCAAAUCACCCAAGGCCCUGGUAAGAACUGACAGGAAUGAAGCCCCCACUUCCUCUCUGAUGAAAGGGCCUUGGUGUUAACUGGAAUGAAUUCACUCUAAUGACAGGAGAAUUGUCAGUGUAUGGGAAUGUUUAGUAUCUGAGUGUGGUCAUGGGGUUGUUGGUGUAACUUGUGAUCUAUUCAAAUGGCUAGACCCACUGUCGUCGGUAAUGGCAAUUAAAAAGCCAGAAAAAGUCCUCUGAAACUACUAAUACACUGAUUUGCUUAUUGCAUGAUUGUGCUCGAAGUCAAGGAAUGUGUUGUUUCAGAUCUUUAAACUGCUCAGAAAGUUAAUGAAUUUUGAAAACUCAACUUAUUGCAACUGUGCUCCCAUUAAUUUAGUAUGCUACUUGUUACUACAACUACUACUGUGAUAACAUCCGGGUCACUUCCUCUGCUGGGUUUCCAGAACUUCCCCUACAUUCAUGAACACAUUGUAGGCCUAAUACACAUCAACCAAUAUUUGAGUUCACCAGGACAUUCCGUUAAGAAACUGACUGCAAUUAUUUGUACCAAUGUAUGGAGUAAUUAUAAUGAAUUGAAGGAAGCCAAAGGUAAUGUACUACAUAAUCACGAGAAGCCAUAUUAACUCCUGUGUUACACUGCCUCAUUCAAGUACCGUGUGCAAAUGUACUGACUUUGAAGAGCGUAGAACCUGGGAAUGUGCAUACAUGGGUGAAGAGUUUUGGAAUCCCACAACUCUGACCUCUUAGUUUGUGGUACUACAGUCAUAAUGUUGUGCCCGGCAAACCGGUCUCAGAAUUCUGCUGCAAUACCAUAUGAAACAUUGUAAUCGAUCAAGUAUGCAAUGCAGGACAUAUUGAUCUAUAGAAAAUAUUGUGUUGUGUUUUUCUUGUCUUGAAAUAGUGUAGUCUUUCACCUAAUGCCAAGCAGCUGAUUGUAUUGGUUAAGUGAUGAGGUGGGCAGGGGUAGGUGUGUCUCUGGUCUGUGCAGUAAAGCCUAACAAUCCCUGUGCUUCCAAUGGACUUUCUAACAUGCUACUGUGUCCCAAGGGCUCGCAGCUGGAGCAAAACAACUGUACAUGCUACUGUGUCCCAAGGGCUCGCAGCUGGAGCAAAACAACUGUACAUGCUACUGUGUCCCAAGGGCUCGCAGCUGGAGCAAAACAACUGUACAUGCUACUGUGUCCCAAGGGCUCGCAGCUGGAGCAAAACAACUGUACAUGCUACUGUGUCCCAAGGGCUCGCAGCUGGAGCAAAACAACUGUACAUGCUACUGUGUCCCAAGGGCUCGCAGCUGGAGCAAAACAACUGUACAUGCUACUGUGUCCCAAGGGCUCGCAGCUGGAGCAAAACAACUGUACAUGCUACUGUGUCCCAAGGGCUCGCAGCUGGAGCAAAACAACUGUACAUGCUACUGUGUCCCAAGGGCUCGCAGCUGGAGCAAAACAACUGUACAUGCUACUGUGUCCCAAGGGCUCGCAGCUGGAGCAAAACAACUGUACAUGCUACUGUGUCCCAAGGGCUCGCAGCUGGAGCAAAACAACUGUACAUGCUACUGUGUCCCAAGGGCUCGCAGCUGGAGCAAAACAACUGUACAUGCUACUGUGUCCCAAGGGCUCGCAGCUGGAGCAAAACAACUGUACAUGCUACUGUGUCCCAAGGGCUCGCAGCUGGAGCAAAACAACUGUACAUGCUACUGUGUCCCAAGGGCUCGCAGCUGGAGCAAAACAACUGUACAUGCUACUGUGUCCCAAGGGCUCGCAGCUGGAGCAAAACAACUGUACAUGCUACUGUGUCCCAAGGGCUCGCAGCUGGAGCAAAACAACUGUACAUGCUACUGUGUCCCAAGGGCUCGCAGCUGGAGCAAAACAACUGUACAUGCUACUGUGUCCCAAGGGCUCGCAGCUGGAGCAAAACAACUGUACAUGCUACUGUGUCCCAAGGGCUCGCAGCUGGAGCAAAACAACUGUACAUGCUACUGUGUCCCAAGGGCUCGCAGCUGGAGCAAAACAACUGUACAUGCUUCAAAGUGGCAUUUGUUACUGUAAAGUUUUUUUGUAAUAAGUUAACAAAACUCUUUUUCUUAUACAUUAUACAUGAUUGAUUUUGUUAUAAAUACAGCUAUAUUGAUUUAUUUUUUAACAGAUUGCAUAUCUAUAACUGUGUCUAAUAGAUAACAUUGAAUGUUAACCUUGCAAGAGUGUCUUGUGUUAGCAGACUGUCUGCAUGCACGUCAUCCUAGGGGAGAAAGGUUUUAAAUACUGUAUUAACAUAACAAUAAUAAAUGAUGUAUCCAUUCAGAAA